UUUAUAUUGAGGAUAUUAUUUACAAAUAUAAUUAAAUGCAAAAUGGUUUAGAGGAAAGAUUUGUCAAAUGACUGGAUACACCCCCACUCAAAUAGUUUCAACCUGCCACUUCCUUGUUUUUCAAAAGUUUAUUUUGAAAAAAGUUGGUUGCGUUUUCGGCGUCUCCUUUACUAAAAUCCACCUGUUUAAUAGUCAGAGUCAUUGUAUAAUUAUCAACAAUUAAUUAAACGCAUGAAGAGCUUUGAUGGUUCAUGACAGUAACGUAGCUAGCUCGCAGGCUGGCUCUUAAUUUUGGAGGGGGAGACACGGAGAGUUUGAUCGAGCCAGAAUGUUAUCCGCCACCGCUGCCAGCGUCGAGGAUUUCAGCCUAAGGUUUCCACUGCAUACCCUGGUCUGGGAGAAUGAUUACAGGAAGCUGGAAAAAGAGAUACAGACGAGUAACAUUGAAGAGGUGGAUCCCAGGGGCCGGACCCCUCUGCACCUGGCCGUUUCACUAGGACACUUGGAGUCGGUGAGAGUGCUGCUCAGACACGGCGCAGAUGUUUCCAAAGAGAAUGGCAAAAAUUGGACGGUGCUGCAGGAAGCAGUCAGCACAGGAGAUCCAGAGAUGGUGCAGCUGGUUCUCCAGCGACGAGAUUAUCUCAAAGCCUCCACUGCGCUGGGUGGUGUUCCAGAGUUACUGUGCAAGAUCCGAGAGUCUCCAGAUUUCUACAUGGAGAUGAAGUGGGAGUUCACUAGCUGGAUUCCUCUCGUAUCACGUGUGUGUCCCAGCGACGUGUGCAGAAUCUGGAAGAGUGGAGCCUGUCUGAGGGUGGACACCACCUUGCUGGGCUUUGAAAACAUGACCUGGAUCAGAGGAAGAAGAAGCUAUAUCUUUAGAGGAGAAGACAACUGCACUGAACUGAUGGAAGUUAAUCACGAGGACGAAGUGGUGGACACUGAGCGCUUUGAUCUCUCCCGUGAGAUAGAGGACGUCACACUAGACUCCAUGCAGCCCGCCGAGCAGGAAGUAGCCAAGAGGCUGACAACACCCAUUGUCAACACAUAUCUGGACACAAAGGACAUUGCGUUUGAGAGGUCUAAAUCCGGUAUCUGGGGUUGGAGGUCAGACAGAACAGAAGUAGUAAAUGGAUUUGAAGCCAAGGUUUUUUCAGUGAACAAUGUGAACGUUGUGAUUCGCACCAGGACGGAGCACCUCACAGAUGAGGAGAAGGCCAGGAUAAAAAGUGAAAGGAAUGUUCUGGAGUCUUUACUCGGGACCGUAGAACAACAGAUCGGUGCUCAAGGGGACAUGACUAUGGAGUUUGCCACUGCCACAAACCCCACAGCUAUUACUCCAGAAGAGUACUUUAACCCCAACUUUGACCUGCAGGGCAGAGACAUCGGUCGACCCAUUGAGCUCACCAUCAGAACACAGAAGUUUAAAGGCACCCUGUGGAUGAGCGAGGAGCAUCCUCUGUCUCUGGUGGAGCAGGUCACUCCCAUCAUUGACCUGAUGGCUCGCACCAGCACUCACUUCGCUCGACUCGGGGACUUCAUCAACCUCAGGUUUCCCCCUGGCUUCCCUGUGAAAAUCGAAAUCCCUCUGUUCCAUGUGUUGAAUGCCCGCAUCACGUUUGGAAACAUCAACAAUUGCAGUACAGAUGAGCCUCUGGACUCCAUCCAGUCAGCUUCUACACCCACACCUACAGAAGAGAUCUGUGGCAGCCAGGCUUCAGGACAUGCUCCAUUCAAGGUGUGUCCAUCUGUGUUCAUGGCACCUGCGCACUAUCACCACCGAGGGGGCUACCGCCGCUCCAACACACGCAAUUACAACCCAGUCAGUCAUGAUGAAGAGCUGCUCCAGUAUGCCAUUCACCAGAGCCUGCUUGAGUCCAGUACACUGAAUUCACAGGACACUUGGAGUGAUUCCGAUGGACAGACAACACAAUCCAUGAUGAACCGGUUGAGUGAUGGAUCUGGGUCUGAAGGAGUUUUAGUAGACCUUAGUGACACCACACCCUCAAGCUCUGGCUCCACCUCCAGCCCCGACACUGAUCUGCGAUUGGCUAUGGAGAUCUCGGCCCGGGCCCAGGAGGAGGAGGAAAAGAAAAAGAAGGAAGAAGAAGAGGAAUUACAGAAGAUUUUACAACUCUCCUUAACAGAAAAGUGACAGAAUAAGAUGAGGGAAGGAUAGACAAAGGGAGAUCCUGUUAUUGCCAUAACCAUUAACAUUUUUAUUUAUCAGAUUCAUGCAGUUCUCUAUUGCCACUGACAUACGACUACACAUAUUUACAUAUUCAUUUUGGAGCCAACAUCCGAAAGGUUCUGCUUCCUUAUCCUUAAAAAAAAUAAGCAAACAUUUAUUUCAUGCUCACUCAUACAUUUUACUGCAUUUUCCCAUGUUCUUUUCCUCCUUCAAAGAGGUGAUCAUGCAUGUAUUUUACAAGAAAUCCAGUGCUGCUUUUUUAAGAUUGUGAUAGAAAGGUUGUGAUGUCUUUGACAGUCCAAACAUGGACCUAUGAGUUUGUACGUCUUGACAGUAAUGACUAGAUAAAGUUUUAUUGUUUUUCUUGACCGAAAAGAAGGUUGUUUUGCAUUAACAUUAGCUUUUGGUUUAUAUUAAUAUUGUACUCAGGGUUCAACUGAUAUUCACCAGUUGUCGGUUCCUUUAAAACCAUUUUAUACACAGCCAAGAAAAGUGAAAGAAAUGAAUGUUUUACACAAAGCAGUAGGACAGUACCAGUUUCAGCCUGUGUGCUUUUGUCAUUAGACAAUUUCUGACGGAAGCAUCUCUACUGUAAAGGCAAUAAAUCACACCGCCGUGCCUCACCAGAGUAAGAGGCACUCAUACAGACUGGAAUAUUUCUGAAAGGGGCUGUCCGAUGUAAGCCAAUACACCUCAAGCUUUUAGUCUGCCUAAUUUGUAAAAUGAUACAAUUAAACCGCUCCAAUUGCCGUGAUUAUGUUGUAAUGCUAAGCAUGAAUGUGGCAGUACUGGGUCACUUUUCUGUCUCCAACCAAACCUCAUGCUACACUAAAGAACUAGGGGAAUGUGUGACAAGAAAACCAGCUUUUUUUGUUUGUUUCAGAUGAUGGCUGUCUGUGGGAAUGUGUGUGGUUGGACAGCAUUGUUUGCUGACUGAGGUUCCAAUGUGGUAAAUGUGGAAGAACCUGCCCUGCUCUGUUUAGGAAUCUUUUGCUGUUCCUUCCUGUUGUAGCUGACAGUGAUAUUUAUUUUGUCAAUUUUUUAUUUUUUUUUCUUGAUGUCUUGAAUGUUCUUUUGUUGAUUUCUUUCUGUAAAGCCUUGUGAGGCUCAAAAGACGUCUGAGUAUUGACUUACAGCUUGCAGUAUCUCUCACUACUUUUUGUAUAAAGCAGUGUGUGCUUGUACCGAUUUAAACCAUAUCUUCUGUCACCUUAAAUAGACAUUUAUAUUGCUUUACUCUUCCUGUAGUGAACCAGGAUCUGAGGAUAGUGGCAGCCACAAUCUUUCAUUAAUAAUAGAUAGUUUUAUUAACAGGACAUUGAUUUUAGUUUCCUGUAUUUAUUGUUAUGCUGCAUUUAAAUAACAGUGUAGAGAAAAUCAAAUGUUCUGGUUAUGAUUAUCCACAUAUCAUUAUUCCUGGACACAGAAUUCAGUUUCAUUCUUUAUUUAAAACCCAAUUUAACUUUUGGUAUUUAGGUAUAAGUCUUAACUCGAGCGAAUUGCCAAAAUGUUUAAUGGUCUUUACCGGAUCAGGGUUAGUGUUGGUUUGAUUCUCGGUUAAUUGUCAUUCUGCAAAAUGCAAGAGAAAGUAUCCUGUUUGAGCAUGUUGACGAAAUCCUGAAGGCAUUUGUAAACUGUGAUGUAUAUUUGACACACACACACACACACACACACACACAAAAAAAUAUUUGUACUUUAAUAAAAGCACUUUAUUGACUUUUUGGCGCUUCAUUAAC
Sinocyclocheilus rhinocerous is the source of this 3924-nucleotide messenger RNA. RefSeq names its product ankyrin repeat domain 13A (gene ankrd13a). Gene Ontology annotation, molecular function: protein binding. Gene Ontology annotation, cellular component: cytoplasm. The record is from RefSeq and is a predicted model, not a curated record. The coding region runs from base 329 to 2152 and encodes 607 amino acids. NCBI's taxonomy places the organism in Eukaryota, Metazoa, Chordata, Actinopteri, Cypriniformes, Cyprinidae. The transcript is spliced from 15 exons.